AUGGUUUUAUCAAAUCCUGUAAUGCAACGAAUUAUGAUAAACAAUCAUGAAUGGGAAGUACCUAAUGAACCCGGUUGGGAAGAAGUUAUAAGAGACGCAGAAGAAGUACAACAAAAAUAUUUUAGUUCAUGUAUAACAGUUGCCGAAUGUCGUCAAGUUGUAGAUCAAAUUCGAGCGGUUUUUGCUCGUUAUCCAGUAUCUCAGAAAUAUCUCGAGUCUAAUUCAAAUGAUGCAAAUGAUAUAUUUUCAUCAAUAUUCAAAUGGGGUUAA
Molecule: messenger RNA, 270 nt
Organism: Rotaria sp. Silwood1
Lineage: Eukaryota; Metazoa; Rotifera; Eurotatoria; Philodinida; Philodinidae
Source: the annotation of a GenBank genome assembly